Messenger RNA from Endocarpon pusillum Z07020, 1257 nucleotides. RefSeq lists its product as uncharacterized. Bases 1 to 1257 code for a protein of 418 amino acids. The record is from RefSeq and is a predicted model, not a curated record. Gene Ontology annotation, molecular function: FAD binding. The transcript has 3 exons. NCBI's taxonomy places the organism in Eukaryota, Fungi, Ascomycota, Eurotiomycetes, Verrucariales, Verrucariaceae.
AUGGCGAAGCAAUUACCCGAAGAAAACAUUUCUGAACAGCACGAUGUGGUCAUCGUCGGUGGGGGCCCGGUUGGACUGUUUCUAGGACUCAAUCUGGCGCAAAAGGGCCUCGAUACCGUGGUUCUCGAGGCGGAGGCGGAUAUCAAUCAAAGCCCAAGGGCUCUCAUGUAUUUUCCAAUUGUCCUCAAUGAAUUCGAAAAGUUCGGUAUCCUAGACGAAGUGGUCAGAGCAGGCUACAAGAACCAAGAAGGUCUAUGUUUUCGGACGACAGCGAGCGGUUCCAACAAAGUCUUGGCCAGCAUUCCUCCGGGGAAAGCGUCGCAAGGCUCGAUCGACUAUGGGGUCCAGCUCGGCCAGCCAAGACUUGCCGAAAUACUCCGAAGACACGCCCAAAAAUACCCGUCAUUUUCCCUUCAAUACAACACGCGCUUCGUAGGGUUGGAAGAAGAACAUGACGCUGUCAGGCUUGAAACGUCCACACCGGACGGCAAGACAAAGUACUUUUCCGCCCGCUUCGUGGUUGGCUGCGACGGAGCCUCCUCUCCAGUCAGAAAAGCUCUCGGCAUCCCUUUCGAAGGAUACACCUGGCACGACUGGCGUUUCCUCGCUAUCAACCUCCGCUACGACUUCACCAAAUAUGGCUAUCCCGCUGCGAACCACGUGCUCGACCCAGAGGACUGGGCCGUGAUUGUGCGAGCAAGCAACGUAGAAGAGGGGCUCUGGCGAAUAGCCACAGGAAUAAGCCCGGACAUCCCAGUUGAAGAGAUAGAGAAGCAUAUACCGGCCAAGCUUGAGCGGCUUUUACCCGGUCCGCGGCCGCUGCAGUAUGAGUUGGUCGCCGUGAACCCAUACUGGGCACACGAGCGCGUCGCAAAGACAUACCGGUCUGGGCGAGUCAUACUGUGCGGUGAUGCUGCUCAUGUCAACAACCCCCUCACAGCCCUUGGGCUAACAACCGGCCUCGUCGACGUAGCCGUUUUGUCCCGACUCCUUCCCCAGGCCUUCACCCCCCAACACGCCUCCUCCUGGCCCAGACUCCUAGAUAAAUACUCCACCCUUCGCCGCAACGACUUCGUCAACCAAGUGCAAAAGCUCUGUCUGGACGGAAAACUGCGUCUGCACUCCACCGAUCCGAAAGUCGUCGCCGCGCGGGAAGAUUUCUUCAACAUGCUGAACAAGAAUCCGGGGUUUGGCGAUUUUGUAGCGGGCACGAUGGUGGAGAAGCUGCCGGAUGAUUUGGAUCCUUCAUUGGCGUAA